GUGGCGCAGUUGGCUAGCGCGUAGGUCUCAUAGCUAAAACGUGAGUAAUCCUGAGGUCGAGAGUUCGAGCCUCUCUCACCCCACAAAAUUUGGCCGAGUGAUGAUGAAAUGCUCCGUGACCGAUUGGGUCGUCACGAAACCAUCUAAUUCCCAGAUGUCAAGAGCUAUACUGAGCUCCGGCCUCUUAUUUUUAUUCCAUUUUAUUUUACGCGCCGCAACGCAACUUCCAUGGACGCAUCUGGACCACCGAUUUCCAAUCCAACGAACACUCUCGCUGCCGCGGCCGCCGCCUCCUCGCCCCAUCCAGCACUCCACGCCCCUCGAAUCCAUCCGCCGCCGCCGCGAUGCCGCCUCCGCCGCACGCCGCUUUCCUCCUCCGGUCCCGGGGUCUACUGCCUCCUCUCCUCCGACGAAGCCCCAGCUCCGGCCCGCCGCCUCCGCUCCUCCGCCCGACCAGGCAGCGCCGCGGCCUCUCCGUCCGCGCCUCCGCUGCGGAGCUCGCCGCCGGAGUUGCAGGGGUGGAGGAUGCGGUGGUGGGCUUCGUCACCGGCAAGCGGAAGGCCACCGAGUUAGCCCACGCAAUAUGGAAUGAAAGUUCUGUUAACGGGAAAUGCUCUCUAGGAUUCAGCGGGAGAUGUGUAAAAGAAUACGUGUACACAUUAGCUAUUCACAUUUUGUCUUUUGGUUUUCUCAUUAGGGUGUGGAGAAGUAUUGUUCGGAAAGGGGAUACUGUGGUUGAUGCCACAUGCGGGAACGGCAAUGAUACAUUCGCUAUGCUUAAAAUGGUAGCUGAUGAAAGAGUACAAGGGCGUGUAUAUGGGUUGGACAUUCAGGAGUCCGCGAUAGCCAGCACUUCCUCUUUUCUGAAAAUGGCCGUCAAUAGCCAUGAGCUCGAACUUGUCAAGUUGUUUACAAUCUGUCACAGUAGAAUGGAGGAGGUCGUCCCAAAAGAUUUCCCUGUCAGGCUUGUAGCAUUCAACUUGGGCUAUCUUCCAGGAGGAGAUAAAACAAUAAUCACUGUACCUAAGACGACUGAGCUGGCUUUGCAAGCUGCCAGUAGCAUUGUCAGUUCUGGGGGACUCAUAAGUGUCCUUGUCUACAUUGGACAUCCAGGUGGAAGGGAUGAACUUGAUGUUGUUGAAUCAUUUGCAUCAAGCUUGCCUAUUGAUACCUGGAUGAGCUGCAAGUUUGAAAUGCUCAAUAGACCAGCGGCUCCAGUACUCAUUCUCCUGUACAAGAAAUGAUCACACCUUCUAUGACCUACUUGUGGGGAAUGACGGAGUUAGUGAGCGACCACAUGCUUACUUGCAUGCCAAGUGCCACAAUGACCAAGGAUUCAAGAUUUGAAGUUACAAGGCAUUUCCAUAGGAUUUUACUGGGUGGACAGCUGUGGGUAUUGAUAACAACUUUUGAGAGCUUCUUUUUCGCCAGGCCAACUUUUGAGAGCUUCACAACUAUAUAUAUGUUUCAAGCACUGCAGUUUAAACGAAGGGCAAUUGCUUUGAGCCACACUCGUGACUUUACUCCUUUUUAGGGUUGUGUUGAUGUUUUGUAUUGGCAACAAUAAAGGGGUAGCACACGAGACAUUAAAGUGGAUGGAUGCAAGGAGACAAGGGUUUAGACAUGUUUAGGCAUACCCUACUCUUGUUUCGUGGAUUGGAUCUGCCGGAUUGUAUUGAUCAUGGUGUUCUUGGUUGUGUUGAUCUCGUGGAUCUCUUGCCUCAUGCCUGUGGAUUGGAUCUGUCGAAUUGUAUUGAUCAUGGUGUUCUUGGUUGUGUCUA
Oryza sativa Japonica Group (Japanese rice) is the source of this 1781-nucleotide messenger RNA. Its product is annotated as putative rRNA methylase YtqB. Lineage: Eukaryota; Viridiplantae; Streptophyta; Magnoliopsida; Poales; Poaceae. The record is from RefSeq and is a predicted model, not a curated record.